UCAUCAAUGUUUGUCCCCAGAUUAAAAUGGCUGCAGCUCUAGAGAAGAUUAGUGACCAUCUUGAAUGUAACAUAUGCCAAGACAGAUAUGAACAGCCCAAGAUACUGGAUUGCCUCCACAGUUUCUGCGAAAAAUGUCUGGAGAAAUACUACACUAGCAGGUAUGGAGGUGAACCAAAGAUUCCGUGCCCAGUAUGUCGACGAGAGACAGUACUUCCAGAGACACUCAUUCAAGGCCUGAAAACAAAUUUCCAUUUGAUGGGAAUAGUGGAGGAGGUCUCUUUACAGGAAAAGGUGUCUUGUUCAGAAAACGCCAAGGCCAUCUGUGAGAUAUGUGAUGAGAAAAAUGAGGCUUUGCAUCGUUGUCUGGAAUGUGCACAGAAUGUCUGCCCAAACUGUCACAAGACACACUUGCGAUUUUCUGCUAAUUCAAACCACACAGUGGCUACUUUGGAGGACAUUCGUCAGGGGAAGGUAACAGUGAAAAAAACAUCAGAAGAUGCGCCUAAAUGCCAGAAACACAAGGGGGAAGUGAGGCGGUUUUACUGUAAGACAUGUGAGGAGUUAAUCUGCAGGGAUUGUACUGUUGUGGACCACUGUAAACCUGACCAUUGCUACAUUGACUCUGGAGAGGCUUCUUUCAAAUACAAAGAGACACUGAAGGAUGUGUUUACCAAUUUUGAAAAAGGAAUCGACGGACUCCAACUACGUUUGUUUGCUUCAUCUCGAGCUAAGCAGAAGCUGGCACAGAACAUCACAACUACCUUGGAAACAGUACAGAACAGAGCAGCUAAGAUGAUGGAUCAUGUAAAAUCUCAAGAAAAAAAAAUCAGUGAUGAACUCAAACAACUUCAAGAGGAUCGCAACCGUGUAUACGAUGAACAUGACAAAACAGUGAACAUGAUGCUAAAAGCAAGGCAACAUUCACUGCUGACAUCAAAAGAAGUCACCAACACAGCAUCAGACGGUGAUUUUCUUUCCCUCCAUCCUAUCAUCUGCAAAGAAUUGAAAUCACUGAAGGGUCAAAAUCCUCCCCAGAUUGAUCCCAAGCUUUCAUAUCUGAGUUUCACCAAAGGUCAGAAGAUUGGUAACAUCAAUCUGGGCACGCUGGAGGUUCAAGCAUGCAAGUGGGAGAUGUGCCACGAGUUUAGAAAUCAAGUAAGAGGUGCAGGAGAUUUCACUGAUAUAACUGCUACUCAGUCUGGCAAAAUGGCUGUGACAGACUUUUCUAACAAUCACGUUGUUAUCUGCAGCACUGAGGGAAAACACCGGGAAAAUAUUGGGCUUAAUGCACGUCCACUUGCGGCUGCAUUUGUUCCCAAUCAAAAUCUCUUGGUAGUCGUAGAACACAACAAGUGUGUCACGCUUUAUAACACAGACGAGUGGGCAGGAUUCCCGGUUCUUACAGAGCCAAAGGGUGAGGACGACAAGACGCAAGUCGACCCACAGAGUGUGGCAGUCAGGGAAGAUGGUACCAUCUUAGUGGGUGACGUCAAGCGAAUGGUGUGGACUGAGCACAGACCCAUUGAUGGUGAGAUACUACACACCAUACCAGUUAAAACCCCACCUACCUACCUGGCUGUUCAUGACGACGCAGACAGAGUUAUGGUCAGUGGAGGUAUCACAAGGAAAGUGGAUAUUACUGAUAGGAAAGGUAAUACACUGUCCACAAUCAAACCAACCAUCCAUGGUAAGCCAGUGAGUAGCUGCCGUGGUGUAUGCUGUGACAGGUCAGGUAUCUACCUUGCAAUGAGAAAUGAGAUUGGCACUGGUCAUAUUCAUCACUAUGACCUAGAUGGCAGGUUUCUUGAUUGCCUGGUUCAUCAGGGUCUGAAUGACCCACGUGGAAUGACAUUCACAUCCAAUGGAAAGCUGGCAGUGGUCGAAGGCAACUCAGUCAAGGUGUACCACAGGGUGUGAUGUCAUCCAGUGACUGCUGCAUAAAUCAUUUGUCGUUUAAGAUAUCAACUGAUAAAAAAAAUGCCCUCUAGAUAUUUAAGAAAUCAAGUUUUGUGAAGCUUUGGCUUUUUAAUGAAGACUUAAAGCACAAACAAAAUGGAUAACUGUGUAACUGUAUCGACAUGACCAGCCAAUAAAGGCUCAAUCAACAAAAGUUACCAUUAUUAAAAAUAUUUCCUCAGUUGUUUCAUCGAGAAGUCAAACGGCUCAAUGGCUGUAAGAUCAUGUGUAGGCUUCAAGGCUGAUCACCCAAAUUAUACACGUACAAUACCUGAAAAAAAUCCAAGUCAUCUGAUUGGUGGGUCGUUGAU
Molecule: messenger RNA, 2269 nt
Organism: Patiria miniata (bat star)
Lineage: Eukaryota; Metazoa; Echinodermata; Asteroidea; Valvatida; Asterinidae
Product: E3 ubiquitin-protein ligase TRIM56-like
Exons: 2
Coding region: 27-1919 (630 amino acids)
Molecular function (GO): zinc ion binding
Source: RefSeq, a predicted model, not a curated record